CGCGCUUGUCUUGCUCUGCUGCACUUAGCACAUUGGGCAGAACUGAGACAGUGGGACGGACGGACCGGGAAUCAGGGGGAAUAGAGUCGGGUUUCCCGGCUCAUCUCCUGCACCAGCCACACCUAAAGUCACUUACCAUGGUAGGACAGCGAUGCAACAGAGCAAAGGGCAAUUGCGCAGGUGCGUCUGAACGCAGAAAAGGGCCGCAUACGACUCUGACUGAGCCUGCCAUCUUCGCCAGGGAGAGCAGCUGUGACUGCCGCGCCCCUCAUGAGAGACUCACCAUCGCCCAGGCCCGCAGGGGCACUCCAGUGGACCGGCCCGUCAGGGUGUAUGCUGACGGUAUCUUUGACCUGUUCCACUCCGGCCAUGCCCGCGCUCUCAUGCAGGCCAAGAACCUCUUCCCCAACACCUACCUGAUAGUGGGAGUGUGCAGCGACGAGCUGACUCAUAAGUACAAGGGCUUUACUGUGAUGACGGAGGACGAGCGGUACGAGGCCCUCCGACACUGUCGCUAUGUCGACGAGGUGGUCAGGGACGCGCCCUGGACGCUCACACAAGACUUCCUGGAGAAACACAAGAUCGAUUUUGUGGCUCAUGACGAUAUCCCAUACUCCUCAGCAGGAAGUGAGGACGUCUACAAACACAUCAAGGAGGCAGGCAUGUUUGUACCCACCCAGCGAACAGAGGGCAUCUCGACCUCUGACCUAAUCACUCGUAUCGUCCGGGACUACGACGUCUACGCCAGGCGUAACCUGCAGCGGGGCUACACCGCCAAAGAACUCAACGUCAGCUACAUCAACGAGAAGAAGUACCGUCUUCAGAACCAGGUGGACCGCAUGAAGGAGAAGGUGCGCACGGUGGAGGAGAAGAGUAAACACUUUGUUUACCGCGUUGAGGAGAAGAGCCAUGACCUCAUCCAGAAGUGGGAGGAGAAGUCCCGGGAGUUCAUCGGUAACUUCCUGGAACUGUUCGGCCCCGAUGGAACCUGGAAACAGGUGUUCCAGGAGCGCAGUGGACGGAUGAUCUCCUACGCCCUCUCCCCUCGCGGGUCCCCGACCAACAGCCCUCCCCGGGAGCUGUCCCCGUCACGCUCCCCAUCUCCCCCCUCCCGCUGGCACCACGCCCGACCCUCUCCCCCCGCAUCUCCCAAAGGAGCCUCCGCCUCCUUCAGUAGCAUGAGCGAGGGGGACGAGGAUGAGAAGUAGGGCCCCGGACUUUGAAACACACGUACCCACACACACACACACACAACCUCUCACAGCCAUACACACUACUUGAAAAGUGCUCUUGCAAAAAAAGUACACUUUAACACACAAACUCAAACACACACAUGCCACACCCACACCACGUUCCCUUUCUCACACACACCGGCAGCAUUGACUGGAUUCAACUGUAUCUUCCAGGAAGUAUACACAAGGUAGAGAGGGUCAUCAUGAAAAGUGUAGUUUUGUGUUGCAGGCAAAACAAUAAUGACACAAAGAAGCCAUCACAGACUCCGUUGCUGUGACAACGGAGCAGACAGAAGUGUGAGGUGGAUGAUGGGAAGUGAGUGACUGAUCAGCUUUUGAUUGUUCAGGGCUGACGGGACUGUCAUGAAGCCUGUCAAUAACGUCACCUCACCGUUUGUGGUCCUCUUUCCUUUCAGCUUUUUAUCUUUUGCUUUUUCUUCUCUUCUUACUAUCAAGUCACCUCUUUUAGAGGAGCGAUGGUGCAAAACGUGUAAUGCUAGGUUUAAGAUAGUGUGUGUUAAAGCAAUUUGUUAUUUUUCUCUACUAUACAGUUGGUGUGACUAGUGAUGUCUUAUGAAGCAGUUACAGAACAAUCCUUAUAGGGACUGACUUAUAGUCACUUUCUAUCAAAAAGAUCAGGCUAUGAUACAUUUUUGCAAAUGUAAAACACUGCCCCCUAGAGUAGCAGACAUGUUAUUGCAGUCCCCCACUUGUCAGAAAAACACAAUCAAGCCCUUGCAGCAUUGUCUGACCAGUUCUGCACUAACACAGUAGAUCUCUCACUCGGCCACAGCCGAUCCACACCAGUGAUCCACAUUGAGGCAGAAUGAACCACCUGUUUCCUCUAAGCUCCUGGUCCUACAGACCGUAGAGGCAGCACUGUCGUGUAUGCACUACAUGUAGCCUGCACUGUAUGUCAAACAUCUAGACAUGGGUUUGUUCUUUGUGUGUGUGUGUUUUUGUCUGAUUUUCUAAUGGGUAAUUCAAAAUG
This is a messenger RNA of Hypomesus transpacificus, 2223 nucleotides long. RefSeq names its product phosphate cytidylyltransferase 1B, choline a (gene pcyt1ba). The record is from RefSeq and is a predicted model, not a curated record. The transcript is spliced from 8 exons. Lineage: Eukaryota; Metazoa; Chordata; Actinopteri; Osmeriformes; Osmeridae. Gene Ontology annotation, molecular function: choline-phosphate cytidylyltransferase activity; phosphatidylcholine binding. Gene Ontology annotation, biological process: CDP-choline pathway. Bases 138 to 1208 code for a protein of 356 amino acids.